UGUCAGUCUGGAGGUUCGGUCAAGUUCUUGAUUACGACUGCGUGGUUAGAUCGUUUCUAGAAUACAAAACCCAUACAGAUCGAACUAUUCGAAUUAUCAAGAUUACAAAGAUCAACAAGACGCAAAGAACAACUCCUCCAACAACCGAAGAAUUGUUACAAACUGGACCUAUACUGAACGCCUGUUGCAAUCGAACCCCGAAGUCGUCAAUCUCAUUCCUACCCGUCUACGAUAUCAUCUACGAAUCACCUAUUCUAAACCAUACUGGCACCUUAACUUGUAUGGCGAUACGAUCGCCCUUCUACUUGACCCAACAUUCACCACUGCCAACCAUCACCAUAUCCUCGACAGUGGUAUCUGUGCAGAGCCCGGCUAUAUACGCACCAUUUCUUCCAGCUCCAUCAUCAGGCUACCCACCACCGCCAUAAACGUACCUCAACUUCUCUUUACCCACACAUUACGGGCACAAUGGGCGGACCAGCGCAUCACGAACCCUUCCGGGCACUCGGCCCCAUCUCCUGGCCUACCGACCUCGCCGGCAGACCCGACUCGGACCUGCAAGCCCUCAUGACCUCCACGUUCACCGAUGCCCAAACCCUCGUCGACUCGAUCCCGAUACCACCCAGCGUCGCUGCCGCCACGGCGAAAGCUCAAAGCCGCCCCCGCUCAGCAACCAGUUCGGCCAUAACUGGUCGCCACCAGCCUGACAACUCCGGCUUCCUCCCCAUAAAGCUCUCAGCGGAAGCAGCCGAAACAGCCACCAAGCUCCGCAAAGAAUGGAAAGAGUGCAAAGUUUCCAAUACCAAAGAGAACCCGCUCGGCAUUAACGUGUACAAGCUCUCUGCAAAAGACGGAAAGGGCGCCUGGUUCGCGCGGAGGAGCGUCCAUAAAGAUGUGGCCUUUGACAAGUGGCGGGCAGGGCUGGAGAGGGAGUUCGCUGAAAGUAUAAAGCGGUAUCAGGAGAACGGGACGGAGCCGGGCACGGGAAAUAUUAGAGGUAUUGGUGGAGAGAAGAGGCUUGAGCGUGUGAGUGUAGGCGCCGGAGGAGGAGGAGGAGGAGGAGGAGGAGCAGAAGGUGAUAGCAGCGGGGAACAAGGACAAGGGAGGCUGGAGGUGUUCCUGGUGAGCGCGAGGUUUCCUGGGCCGACUACGCCUAGGGACUUUGUCACCUGUCUGAUGAUGCCUGGGCCUGGGGCUACUGGAAAUGCGUCGGAAAAGGGACCGCGGCAGCCGAGGCAGUUCAUGUUGGUGUCGAGACCAUGUGAACACCCUGAUGCCCCUGCUAGGUCGGAUUUCAUCAGGGGACAGUACGAAUCCGUCGAGGUUAUCAGGGAGAUUCCGCUGGAUAGGCCGUUGAGAAGGACGAAAUCUUCUUCGGAACUCAGUAGGGAGGAGUUUCACGAGAUGAAGGAUGCGCUGGAUCAGGCAGACGUGGAUGACCUCAAAAAGGAGGCUGUGCUGCGGUCUGCUAAGAAAGCGGCAAUGGCAGUGGCAGAGGGAGCAGAUGAUGACCAACACUUUGCUGUCGAGUGGCUCAUGGUGACACGCAGUGACCCCGGAGGCAGUGUGCCAAGGUUUAUGGUCGAAAGAGGAACUCCUGGCGGAAUAACUAACGAUGCUGCCCGUUUACUGGAUUGGCUGUCAACCAAAAGUAUCGAAGAGCUUACCGAAAGUGAUGGCGAAGAGGUGCUGGAGCAAACAGCACAGGCCGUCCCGCAACCUGCUGCAGCUACGACGGCACCAGACAACAUUCAGCGCAAGGACGUUACCGUACAACAGAAAAGAGCUGCUGGUGUCGAUAAGGCCGACCAUGCCCAAUCUCCGUUACGAGAGACAGAGGCUGUCGAGGAAGAAGCCCCUGCUUCGCAGUCGAGUGGACUCUAUGGUAUGUUGACCGGUGCUCUCGGCGCAGCAGGCAAUGCCGUAGCCAACAAAGUGGCCAACUUCGCCGGCACUACCAACACCAACACCGACGACGACACCGCUUCACUCGCCUCCUCCAUCUCUUCCUCUGACAUUGAAAGCGACAUGUCAUCUAUCCGCAGCUUCGUCUCCGCCACAGAAGGAGAAGGCCACCCCAUCAACGCAUCCGGUCAGUCCCUCACCGUCAACGGCAACGGCGACCUCUCCAACGAUCCCACCAGCGCAACGUCCAUCCGCUCCGAGCUCUCCGCCACCGAAUCCGCCUCUUCUCUCCAGCCCACCGUUACCGGCGACAACGGCAGCAUUCAUCUCCCCGACCACUACUCCGCGCGGCGCGAAAAGCACGAAAGAGAAGUCCGCAAGCUCGAGGAGCGCCACCGCAAGGCCGAAGAGAAACUGCACCGUCUCCAAGCCAAACAAGCCGCCAAGCGGCGCGAACAGGAAGAGAAGGGACUCGCCGCCGCCGCGGCUGCCGCUGCCCUCGAUGAUGACACCGCCUCCAAGCACAACAAAAGCAGCAAGAUGGUGCACGAGGACGCCCGGCUCGCCAAGCUACGCGAGAAGCACGAGCGAGAACUCGCUAAGCAGGAAGAGAAGUACCAGCGCGAGCUGACGCGGUUGGAGCAGCACCGGCUGCGGGAGGAGCGGAAAGCGAAGGAGAAGCUGAGGAAGGCGGCUGAAAAGGAGGAAAAAGCUAAUGUGCUGAGGGAGAUGGAAAAGGUCAAAGCGGAGAGGGAUCUGGCGUUGAGGCAGAUGGAGAUGUUGAGGGAGCAGGUGGGCGAGUUGCAGAGGCAGAAUACCAUGUUGGCGGCGAGGCUGGGGAAGUAUGAGGGGCCUGGGGCCACGGUUGGAAGUGAAGCAGCGGUUGGGGAAGUGGAGGUUGUUAAGAACGGCGGCGCUGUUGGGGCGUAGGAUGGAACACCUCGCUGGUCGAGGAGAGGAAGUAUUUCGGGAAGAGGUGGAAAUGCAGGAAUGAUUAGGAUGGGGAUGACGAAGAGGAGGAUGACGGGUUGACGAGUUGACGUUUGGUUUUAUGAAUAGAAUAGGAGAACACGAGGAGAGGAUACAUUUUUCUUGGUAGUCGUGAUGGAUUAUUACCGAUUGCAAUUCUUGCCUCCUGAGUAUCAGUUUCUUUUCGCAGGACGGUCCUAUUUACCUAGUGGAUGCGUUUGGAAGAUGUGGUUGCCAGGCAAUGCUAUCAGCGUUAUGUCAUGCAGAAAAUACACCCGAUCAUGAGU
Neurospora crassa OR74A is the source of this 3161-nucleotide messenger RNA. RefSeq lists its product as hypothetical. The record is from RefSeq and is a predicted model, not a curated record. Lineage: Eukaryota; Fungi; Ascomycota; Sordariomycetes; Sordariales; Sordariaceae. The transcript has a single exon. The coding region runs from base 469 to 2835 and encodes 788 amino acids.